Caenorhabditis elegans is the source of this 1000-nucleotide messenger RNA. RefSeq names its product Cyclin-C (gene cic-1). Gene Ontology annotation, biological process: regulation of transcription by RNA polymerase II. Gene Ontology annotation, cellular component: nucleus. Gene Ontology annotation, molecular function: cyclin-dependent protein serine/threonine kinase regulator activity. NCBI's taxonomy places the organism in Eukaryota, Metazoa, Nematoda, Chromadorea, Rhabditida, Rhabditidae. The transcript has 7 exons. The record is from RefSeq and is marked reviewed. Bases 14 to 922 code for a protein of 302 amino acids.
UUUUAGUUGAAAAAUGGCUUUAAAUUUCUGGAAAAGCAGUCAUUGCCAACAAUGGAUUUUCGAUAAAACCGAGAUUUGGAAGCAACGCGCCGAGGAUAUGAAGAUUUAUAACGAGGAAGAGUACAAUCGAUUGAAUAUUUUCUGGGCGAAUUUUAUAACCGCCGUCGCCACAGAAGGAGCCCACUCACAGGCAAAUGUUGGAUGUAAACUCCGUCAACAGGUUAUUGCAACUGCGAUUAUCUAUUUUAAGCGAUUUUAUCUAAGGCAAUCGUUCCGUGACAUGUGCCCAUUCCUCGUAGCCUCUACAGCAUUAUUUUUAGCGUGUAAAGUUGAAGAACACACUACGUUGAGCGUCUCAAGCUUUCUGAAAAAUACAGCUAUCGUUUUGCCAAAACGAUGGGGAGUGACAUUUGAGACGACAUCGACAAAAAAUGGAGUUGUCUACGAUUCCGAGUUUAUUCUCGUUGAAAUUCUUGAUUGUUGCCUUGUUGUACAUCAUGCAUCACGUCCAAUGUUUGAAUUAUUAGAAGAUUUGAAACAAUUUACUCAACAAUCAACUAUUGCUAAUCAACCUAUUAAAGAUCUGGAAGCAAUUGAAGCUCAAUGUCAAAAAGUGGCAAAUGAUUCGCUAAGAUGUGAUGUUUCAUUGAUUUUUCCACCACAUGUCAUUGGAUUAUCAAGUAUUAUGGUUGCAAUGGAAUUAAUGGGCCGUGGAGAAGAAUUGGAAGCUUGGCUUGUCGAAGUUGACACUGAUUUUGAAAAGGUAACCGACUGCGUUGAGCAAAUCUACAAAAUGUACACACUUUGGAAGUCAUUUGAUGAGAAAGAAGAAGUGAAGAAGUUGAUGGCGAAAUUGCCGAAACCGAAUCAGCAACCGCCCCCGCAACAGCAGCAUCAGCACCAGCAGGGAUAUCAUUUGUAGAAUUUUCUGGAAAUUUUUUGUAUUUAUCGAUUUUUUACUGUAUUUUUUGUAAAUAUUUCCCAAUAAAACUAUUCCUUG